Pocillopora meandrina is the source of this 14468-nucleotide messenger RNA. Lineage: Eukaryota; Metazoa; Cnidaria; Anthozoa; Scleractinia; Pocilloporidae. The record is from the annotation of a GenBank genome assembly.
AUGCUCGUAGCGUUUGCAGGGAAUGGCUUCCUCAUCUACAUCGUGUGGAAGAAACCUGAAGUCAGAUCACUGACAAGCUUUAUGUUCGUCAACAUGGCCAUCGCUGAUUUGCUUGUAACCCUGAUUGUGAUGCCCUGGUCGAUUUCCACAAUAUAUACAGACGGUUUGUGGAUGAUCCCGGGAGUAUUUGGAAAAGUCAUGUGUAAAGGUGUUGUAUACACUGCCUAUGUCACUAUAACAGCAUCCGUCCUCUGCCUGAUGUUCAUGGCGAUCGACAGGUACUAUGCCAUCGUUCAUCCCCUCCGCCGCCAUCUUUGGUUUCGAAAGCCUAAACUAACCGUUCCAUUUAUUUGGAUCGGCUCACUGGUCUCCAUGUCCAUUUUCCUUGUUAUUCAAACCGUGGAAGACUACAAUAAUUCUUCUUAUUGCAUGCUAUUUGUUUACAUCUUGGGUGAUCCAGAUAGGGCUCUUCGAGGAAUAUACCUCCUCCUUUUCGUCGUCAACUAUUUCAUCCCCUUAGCCGUUAUUUCUUGCCUGUAUACCAUCACUGCAUGGAAUUUAUGGUUCCAUGUUGCACCUGGAGUAAAUAAUUUGAGAGGAAAUCGAGCGCAACUCGAAACCUCCAAGAGGAGAGUGGUUCGGAUGCUCAUUAUUGUUACCUGUGCCUUUGCCCUCUGUUGGCUUCCACCACAAGUGGUCCACAUGAUGCAAAUUAUUCACGCAUCUAAGGCUUACCUAUAUAUACAGCCGAUUGUCAGCUUUGUGUGUUUUUGGUUUGGACACGCUAACAGCGCCGUUAACCCAUGGCUGUACAUUUUUCUGAGUACCAAGAUAAAUACAGCAUUUACCAGGAUCGUCAGUAGAAAAAGCAGCCGGUUGCCUUUAAGUCUCACCAUCAAAACAUCAGAUGCCGUCUUACCACCUGAAGAUGAAGCAAUCCAGAAAGAAUCAAGAAUAUAAUGUCUCUCACAACAUGAAAGUUUUAUUACUAAUUUGGUAACUGUAAGAUAGGAACUCGCUUAAAACGGAUUUGCGUAUUACUAAUAUAAUACAAACACCUAUAUACGGUUUCAUAAAAGCUAUUGUAGUAAUCCGAGUAAUUUCAUGAGAAAUUGACAAUUGCAACUAAAUUUCGACAAGAACCGUUCCGUGUAUAUGCAUACCGUUUUCGCGAUAAUAAUUUAAUUUUAACCAUUUCAGGUUAAAAUUACCUGUUUUGAAAGGAGAUUUGUAAAAGCCUUCGGUUAUGACAUACACAAUUAAAGCAAAAGAAAUGCUUAUGGACCAAGAAUCGUCUCAUUCCGAUUAGAAUGGAGCGCGCCAACCACUUGGCCACCCGAUCUCCCUCGAGGUUGUAAUAUUUGUUCUUUCUUUUUUCUCUGAAUUUGUUCUGAAAUAAUACAAUCUUGAACAAAAAAAAAAAAACAAACAAACAAACAAAAAAAUAACUGAAAAAAAAAAAAAAGAGAAAAUGAACCUAAUAUUCAGGGCCUUGGACAUUUCAGAAGAGUAUAGAGAAAUAGAGUUCAAUUUUCAGAACUAUCCAGCAAAUUUUGUUGUUGUUGUCGGUGUCAAACGAGGUAUUUCACAGUCAUUACCGGCGAUCUAGCUGAUAAGCGAACUAGCUAAUUAACGCGCGCGAAAAGCGCAAUUCACCUGUCCGCUAUCUACUAAUUUGGUUUGUUUAUUCAUAAUUUUCUCAUUGAUACUAACCAAUCGUUCCUCACAGUUUUCUUUAAUUCUGUAGCACACGAUGAUAGUUUCAGCUGAAAUCCAAUUGAGAGCUCUGUGUAAUGGGGCGUUAAUUUUUUUUUUUUAGGUUUCAAGUGUCAUAGGCACAAAAUGGGGACAAUAAGAAAAAAUGAGAUUUUCAAGGGGAACUCGGCAAUACCUCGACAGAGUACCAUAAGAAAUAUGCAAUUUAUUUUACAACGAGCAAGUAGCUGAGAACCUGAAAAAAUAAUCUGAGGCCUCGUUAAGAAUUUGAACAUCAGACCUUCCCAUGGUGCCUUAAACUACGGAGCUGCGUUACAAGCCAGUCCAGCAUACUGAUAAGAUCGGAAAUCAGUAUUUGCUUGAAUAUUCAUCGGAAACUUUCGAAGAGAUGGGGGAGACUCUGUGACCCUUAGUAGGUGGAGUGGGAACACUCGCCUUCUCAUAUGUAGUUGUGGCUUGAGUUCGACUCAGCGAUUUUGGCGAUACUUGUGGGUUGACUUGGUUACUGUUUUUUUUUCUUCAGUUAUCCUAAUUUUUCUCCCAAUAUUGAUAACAUCUAUAUCAUUUUAGGAUUAUCCAGAAAAAAUAAGAAUUCCCGUGAAGAAAAUAACCGCAAUUGCUCUUGGAGAAGAGGUGGAAAAAAAAAACAAAGCAAGGAACGUCUCAGUGAACACGACGAAACAAGUAUCAAAUUCCUAGAAGAGGCCAUCAAUUGCAUACCUCUCGCAAUUGAGGAUGGAGCUGAUUUUGAAAAUGCCGCUUUCAUUUUUAACCUCCAGCCGGGCAGUUUAUUGUUAUAGCAGGAAAGGGUGAUUGGCAAUAUUAAUUUUCUGAGGAUGGCAGCAACAAUAUAACCUGUAAAUGUGUCCGCAAACCCUGGUUGAUGUACCUCUGGAACAAAGGCACAUUUGGUUUUUCUAGUAUCACCUUGUUAUUGUUUCUUGCUGAAGUAGUCAUCAAGGCUUUUAGGUCUAAUGAAGUGUAAUCUUGAAUAGCUAAAUGUAGGUUUUAUUUCUCAUUUAGUUGUGCAUUUGAAAGCCUCAAACACUCUAGCCAAAGGUACCGGUUUAGUUAAUUUCUUUGCGAUACACAGAACGUCAUUGCCUUCGUAGUUCCCGAUCGCUAUGUUCUGAAAGCUGCUCUUGUGGACUAAAUUGUUGAAUAGUAAUAAGUAAAUACAGGGAGAUUUUGGAUGCGACCUCCCUUUGAAAAGGCCUCUAUGGAAAAAGAGAGUGUUGUGAAGUGUUCUUACGAUGCAAGGUUUUUUAAGGUUAGCAUUCGAAGAUUGUGCCACUCCUACCCCCUUACGAUAGGUUCCAUUUUUGUCUUUCUCCUCUGGUCGUGCAAUUACUUGAAAUUUUGUCUCUAAACUGGUCGUGUUGAGUACUUUAUUUUUAGUUUCCUAAAUGCCACUCGUAAAAGUUUAAGCUGAUUAUUGUAUAGUCGUUGUACGAGUCUUAUUAGAAAAGUUUAAAUAUCUCGGGGUUUUUAUGGACCCAACACUUUCUUUGAAGUCCCACAUUAAUUACUUUGGAAAGAAGAUCUCGUCUAGAUUAGAAAUGUUGCGUAGAGCACGAAAGAUCUUGCCUCAGUCAUCCUUUAUCAUUUUGUACAACACAAUGAUACUCCCCCUUUUUGACUAUUGCUCAGUUGUAUGGGAUAGUUGUGGGGCUAUAUCUAAAGGGUAUCUUGAUAAGCUUAAUGGGCGUGUGGCGAGUAUUAUCUUAAAUAGGGCUGUGAGUGAAACAGAUAUUAUUCGUAUUCUUGGUUGGCCUAACCUUCAGUCUUGUAGAGACUAUCUUAAAUGCAUGCUGGUUUUCAAAUCUACGAACGGCUUAGCACCUUCCUACUUAUUGAGUGAUUUUACUCGAGCUAAGAAAUAUCAUACAUAUAAUACCAGGCACAGGGAUUUGAUUCGUCUUCCUUUGCCCAAAAGCACUAAAUAUCAAGGCAGUUUUAGAUAUAAUGGUGGGUGCACUUUUAAUAAUCUGCCCAAAGCAAUAAGAUCGCUGGAAAGCCCUAAAACUUUUAAAACUGAGUGAAAGCGGUUUUUUAAACAGAUUUAAUUAGUUAUAUAGACUUUGCAUGUAUUUUCUCCGAUGAGUUUUACUUUUGUCUGUCAAUUUUGAGUAAGUUUGUAUUGUCAAAUUUUGUUUUUGCAGGGCUCUCUUUAAACUAGCUAUGCUAAAUGUGAUGUCCCUGUUUAAAUAUUGUUUAAAUAAAAUAAAUAAAUAAAUAAAACGCUUUAUUAUAACAUAGCGUGGGUGCUUGCUUGAGGUCAACUCUGUCUUUAAGUAAGUAUCCUGAGAAAGAUAGUAAGUUUAUCAUACAAAUUUGUCGAAACGUCCACAGAUCGAGAGAUAAGCGAAGCAACUACGUCUGCAUUCACCUUUAAUGAAAAAACCCCGAGAAAUCAGUCACAUUUGAAAACGCUUUAUUAUAACAUAGCGUGCGUGCUUGCCCUAUAUAAGUCCUAUUGAGCUGCUAUGAACAAAAUCUUUAUUUACGCAUGCCCGUACGUAAAUAAGAUGACGUGAGGGUUUUUUUUACUUGGCUUCAGAGUUUCCGUCCUUUAAUUGGGAAUUUACUAAAACCAAAACAAUCACAAUUGCACUUUAUCACAAUAAAAGGCUUCUUCUCGCAGAUCCUUGUUGUCACUCUGUUUUCUAUAAAAAAAAUUUGCUCAUGCUUUUAGCUGUGCGUAUAUCGAGUUAUGGAUGCACUUGAGAUAAUAAUGUAACGUCAGAAGACUCGUGUUCUUCUAGUUUAUUGUUAUGUUUAGAUCUAGAUUUGAUGCGCUAUAGUGUACUGCACCAUUACCUAAAAAUAAAAAUUUGGUCAUCAUCAACUAUAACUGCCGUCGUCUCCAUUUAGGGUAGCAGAGGUUUUCAUAUGUCAGACACGUUCACCCAAAGUGUAGGCGGUAGAUAUAAUCCAAUGAUCAACAAUCAUUGUUAAUAUGUGUUUUGGCGUUCGACUUAACAAAAUAUUCAUUUAGUUUGGGUUUCCUCAUUUCUUGUUUACAAAGUGUUAUCCAUCUGAAAUGUAAAUUUUUAAGGAAAUUUUUUACUUUAAUUUUUCAUAAGGAAGAGACUUUUAUCAUUCUAUUUUGUGAUCAGCAUUUGUCAUGUUCAGCUUCCAUUUAAAUACUACUCUGAAUCAAGUGAAGUCUCCAGAAUCACGUUUUAAUCUAAACUAUGAUGGAACUUGUAAAAUAAUAAUCGAAGGCCAUCUUAGAUUAAAAAUUUGAAAUACGUCUUCGGGUCAGUGAAAAUAACAAAAUCUUUACAUUUAGGAUUUAUUUGGCAAGGAAAUUGGGGAUUUAAGAUCCAGGACUGUAAAUAUUAUAAAUGAAGGAGGAGACAAGAUAUGGGAGUUUCUUCAGUUGGAUUCGAAAAGACCGAUCGAAAAGCUAGAAAAGACACCCACUGUAAUCCGCUGUAACAAUAAAUUAACCAUACAAACAUAUUUUCCAAAAUUCUGAUCACAAGAAAGUCUUAACGAAAACCGUGUUCUCACGCAAUACAUACGAAAUAAUAAAUGAUAACAAAUUGAACAUUUCUCAGUUAUCUUGAAAACCGAUAAGUCUUUAAAAAAUAUCCACAGUGAUAGCGUAGGCAUUCUGCACGCAAAAAAAAGUAGCAUAUAAAAAGUAAACAUAUUUUCAGUAAUUUUUAUGAAAAAAAAAAAUUACGGUAUGUUACCACACAAUCAAAACAAAAUAGGAAAAAAGAUUAAAAAUGAAACAAUUUGAAUUGACGUAAUUCGAAAUUGAAACUGUAAAAAUUUGAAAGAAAGAUGUGAUCAAGGUGUUUUGGUUGAAUUUUACGCAGCGAUCACCAUGCUUGAAUCUUUACGCAUCGUGGAUUCACUGUACGGCCUCUCUUUUUGAAGUUAGCAACAUUUAAAAAGUGCAAGAGAAACUAAAAACAGGUUUUUAAAAACAUUAUGAGUGGAAGACACAUUUGAUAUUGGUAAUUUUCAGCUAUUUAUUUAGGAUCGUAUGUGUGUGAUAUUUAGAACUAUCCUGUCAAUGUUGCCUCAUCAGCGCGUCGAAAGUGUCUCGAAUCGGGAGAUUGUUUAAGGCAGAAGAUGUUUUAAUUUAGAAAUAUUUACUUUCCUUUCUCAAGGUAUUACUUUUCGUCAUUUUCCAUCACUUGCCGUUAGAUGACAAACCAGGUUUUAAGAGAAGAGGACAAUAGGAUUGGUUCCGUACUGCAUGCAGUCGACUUUUUACUCUUUUGAUUACACUGAAAAAAAAAAAAAAAAAAAAAAAAAAAAAAAAACGGAAAAAACCUGAAGAACUAAGGUACGAGUCCUCGCCUGGUUAUAAUAAUAUAAUAUUUCCUAGGCCCCGCCUUCGUGAAAAAUGGCUUCAAUCUUUUUCCAGAAACGUUUUUGACUGAUUUAUGCGUCCGAUGCAGAUGUUAUCAGACGUUAUAAUUUGCAUAUCUUGGGACGAGAGGAAAUAAAUUUGUAUAUGGUCGGUGCCAACAACAGCAAUUCGUAAUUUCAAGUUUUCCACAUGUUCGUGGAUGAGACGAAAGUUGUAAGAACAAAAACGUGCCACACGAAGCAUAGCCUAGUGGGAAACUGUGAGUUACUACUGAAGAGACCCACGGCAAUAUUUAUUUGCUUAAUAAUUGAUUAUCGGGAUGCCGACGAGGAGUCUGUCCUUCAAUUGAACAUUAGUAAAAACUAAUCCAAAUGAGUGUGAUUUAUCUUGUUAUACAAAGCUAUGGCGGAGUAUAGCGAGUGUUUCUCAGGUGUAUAACUUAACAGAAAAAGCAGUCAGACAUAAGUUUUUCUCGUAUUUUUGUUUUCUUUUGUACCUAUGCCCUCUGGGUAAAGAUCGCCAAACUGGCUUUACGAAACUGCUCGAAUUUAUUGAAGAAAAGGAGGUAAACGUUUUAGCAAAAAGUUUCAAAUUUCAGUUGUUUCUCGUAAUUAUUACGGAAAUGCUAGAUGAUGGAGGAAUUAGGUGAAGUUUCUUUAAAUUAAAAAGAGUGUGAUAAAUGAAUGAAAUUGAAAUAUUUCGUUAAAAAUUCCGAGUCAGUUGAUGAUAAUGAAAGAAAAUACCCCGACUUUUCUGACUUGUCUCGUUAUUUUUCUAUCUGAAGUUCAUAGUUAUUACCAAUCAAGCUUUCAGAGCAGCGAAUAAUUUUGUAAGUAUCCGAAAUCGGUCGGGUGUUCGGUCACACUUUAAGAGGUUGGCUUGCGGAAUCUCUAGAGUUAGUUACAUCACGUACAAACUUUCCAUAUAAAAUUACAAUUUGAAACCUGUUAAUUUUGAUGGUUUUAUUAAUUGUUAUCGGCUUAACGCAUCUGAAAGUCGUGAUAAUAAAAUUAUCUUUUAUCUGUUUUUAUUUUUUUAGCAUGAAAAGUAAGACACGUGCAUUGUGUCUGAUCACAGUUUCUCUACUCACCAAGCCUCCAUGACCUUCAAAACAUAAAAUGUCAUUUUGUCAAUGGGCAGCUAGCUGUGGGUUCGUUUUUUGUUCGGAUCCAGUAGAGAAGUGAUUUGGCCUCUGAAAAAUUCAAGUAUUUUCGAGACUUCUUGGAAACUUCAAAUUUCUUAAUCUACAGAUUAACAUUAAAUAUUGGGAAUUUUGGAUCAAAUGCAUCUAUUAAUGAUGCAUGACACAAAAAGAUGGAUAACAUGGAGAUGUAAAGUGUGAAAAAAGUGGGAUGACAUCUCUGAAUAAAUUCCGUCUCUAUGCUUUUCUUUUGUUCUGAAAAACCAGAAGAGUCGUCGUUACGGACAUAAAUGCAAUGUUUGUUUUUCCAAACCAAUGUAUAUUAGAGUUGUAAUCCUUUUAAGGUCUUUUAACCCUCCUAAUUUCGCUUAGUUAAAAAUUGAUCACGUAGGCAUCGUCGUUUGAUACAAGCACUUUGAUCGUCGCUUGAUAAUACAAGCCCUUUUCCUUCGUACGGUUCAACCGUACCUGCAAUUUCCAGACAUAAAUUCGUUACUAUAAGUUGUUAUAUAGACCUAAGACUGCACAUUAAAUGAGUAUUCCUCGUUCUUUCAUCCAAGCCAACCGAGCCACCACAUAUUUAGACCUAAGACUUAACAUGCACAUCCAUUAAUCCUCGUUCUUAGAUAGAUACACUCGACUCCCUUUAUUGCGGACAACCUCGGGGAGAUUUUGUGUCCGUAAUAGCGAGAGUUCGUAAUAGCGGGGUACUAGAGAAAAUAAGUUAUUUGGUCUCUAAACCUAUGAAAUAAUAUGUAAGUACGCAAGUAUAAAGUUUCUAACGUGGCCUCACGAAACGGAUAAAGAUUCGGCCGCAAGCAGGAAAUUCUCAUGUUCGCAGCCAAUUGAAGAAUGGUUUCUGUAUUUUCUUUUAUCGUAAUGUCGCUUUGCAUUAUGUAAGUCAGGAUUUUGGACGAAGUACUUAAGUGUCCGCUAUAGAGAGAGAAAAGACAAGUGCCAUGUUUCGCUGGGUGGCAUGAAAGUGUCCGCAUUUCAGUAAUAGCCUGAGUCCGUAGUAAAAAUGGGAGUUUAAUUCAGUCAUGUCCUCGCAAUGGCGAGGUGUCUGCAGGGCGAGAGUCAACUGCAAAUUUUCCAUCAAGAUUGGCCCUGUAUUGUGCAGAUGCUCCUAUUAUUUUACUUAAGCGGCGUUGGUAGAUGAUUUGGUUUGAUGAUAGUGCAGAGUGACAGCUUUGAAUCAGUGUGUUCGUCAUCGAACUAAACGUUCUACUUCUCAAACCAGCGAGUGCACCAGUCAAACCAGUUCGAGUUGUCAACUGAUCGAAGGGAGACUACACUCAGCUAACUUGCUAUUGUCAAAAAAUCAAACUUUGCUUACAAACGGAAUUUGUUAUCUAGUGUAAUAACAAAUCGAGUCAGAGUGGACGUGAUUGUCUGUGUUUGGUCGAGGCUAGUACAAAGUCUAGAGUUCCAUUCACUAGGGCCCGUCUCUUUACCAAUUACUGUCAUCUCGCUAGCGCAGAGAGGCGGACUUUGUACAGUUGUCAAUUUCACUUGAGCUUAAAAUGUCUUCUCACGCGUUGUCUAGUUUCCUAUCAGAUCCAUCACAUAUAAAUUUCACAUGCCCGUGAAGAGUCUGAGAUUUAAUUAAUCAUAAAAUCAAAAUGCUAUCGCAGAUGAGUUAUAAAUCGGGACUAAAUUACGAAUGAUCUUUGCUAAGAUCGACGGUGGACUGUUGUUGGUUGUCUAUAGUCAAGAGAGUCUGCGGGUAAGUCACCAUCUAUUAUUUUCCAUGAAUUUAUUUUUAAGUUUCUUAAAGCAAAAUGUCUGUUGUCUCAGCUAACGACCAAACGGCUAGAGAUCGCAGCCCUGUGCAUGGUUUGCGCGGCUUUGUCUGUUUUCGUGAGAGUCGUUUUGUUACCUGUGUUGAUAAACCUGUGUCAUUUCAACACUGCACGGCCACAACUUUGUGCUUUUUUAAAACUAUUUCUUGUGCCUCUACCAUGGCUAGAAGCUCCUCCAGUUUCGUUUCCCAUAGCACAGUAAGAACAAAAUCCGCGACUCAGAGCAGCCCCUAUGCAACAACUUCCGCUAGCUUGCCAAUGAACUAACUAUACAGUAAUAGGGGUAUCCUGCUCGAAUCUCCGACUUCACAAGUACACAGAUCGUGAAGGGGUGUCCAGGUCAGUUUUAUUAUCAUCCACGUGGGCAUCGUCGCUUUACGCUUUUCAUCGCACGGUUCAACUUGUUUGCUCAGGCAUAAUGUCACAUGAAAUAAGCGUCAUUUCAUUUAUCGAGCUCCAGUGACUAUCACACAGUACUUUUAAAACUCAAACCUCUCCCCUCUGUGCUCAUUUUGGCUAGCAUUUUAAACUGAAUGAACAAGGCAGCCACAGGGCUCUACGCAAAAAUACACUGGACCUGAUUCAGUUGUGGAUGGUAAGUGAUGUAAGCCUCAUUCGUUUAAUGUAAUUUGAUGCAAGCAGGAGCCUUAUAUGCCGUAGGUAAGUCUCUUGAUGAUUUUCAUACCAUGAGCUUCUCUUAUGUGGAAAUGAAAAUGUCGCUGACGAUAGUUGAAAUAUGGUUUAGUUUCUCAGCCGGAUUUUCUUGUUAUGAGGUCUACUUCCUGAUACUGCAAUGAUUCCUCAAUGAUACAAAUGCUACAUUCAAGAAAACGAUUCACAUGCCGAUCUAACUACGAAGACUUAAAAGCCGACCUUGUGCUUAUGUUCCAAGUUUAUUCCAACACUUACUCAACCAUACGAGUAUUAGCGGCGAAGGGCCAAACUGGCGCAAUAUGCCUAUGUCAAUUUGCAUAUGAACGAAAGAGUGUUCAUGCAGAAUUUUUUUUUAUUGAAUUAGCUUUUGUUCUCGCCAAGUUUUCUCUCUUGCGCCUGAACGAAAAGGAAAGAAACUUUCCGUACGUUUUUGUCAAAAAAGCUGAAGAUAAAUAAUUGGGUGGUCCUAGCUAUUCAGCGUUAAUUUAUUUCGCAGAUGCUGGUUUUGAGAUAAUUUUUCAAAAAGCACUUCCUAUAUUUAUUAUAUAGCGCCACGCAAAAAAAUUUAUUCUGGCUGCUUCUUUUGAUAUCAAUGCGAGAUGAAAAACUGAAAAAAAAGGCUGUAUUCCUAAACUUAAAUGUUUAGAAAAUGUAAAGCUGCAAAGCGCCGCGUCAAAGCUUUAUUCCUAUCCCCUGUCAAUCCACCGUCCAUCAAACAUAAAUUGAACUGUUUUAUUAACAGUUAGGCUGAUAGAGACUCGUGAGGAAAUGAAGAAACUGCAUCUUUAAACAUAAAGGCCAAAGUUGACUACAGAUUCAUGAAGUCAAAUUGAAGAAAUAACCAUAGAAAACUAUAUCAGCUAAUUCAUGAAAGAGAGCUUUUCGUUUUUGCUCUAUUAAACAAGUAUUUUUUCGGGCACUAUCUUGAGGGGCGUUUAACUACCGCGUUUUAUCGAAAGACAAAAUCGGCAAGUCGAUGUCGGAUUUCAAUUGAUAAAAAUAAAUAUCAUGCAAAGAAAAUUUUAUAUGAAUUUAAAGUUUUGGUUCUGGCGCGGACUUUACUCCUGCGGUUGCUUCGCUUCGAGCAUAUAUUCUUCUAAAAUUAAAGUUAAUUCAUCUGUCACUUCAGCAUGACAGCGCGCAUUGCAGAACCGUCUCAUUAUUUCAUUACCACGGAUCUGUCAAAAAUACAUGGGAUCAUUUACAUGCAAUUUAACUUCGAUAGCGGGGCUAUGAGGUAAAAAUAAAAUUCACCAGAAGGCCAUCACGGAAUUUUGACUUUAAAAUGAUCCGAAUGUGAUCUGUGCUUUCCCAUGAUUAUGCAGGCUAUGAAAACACAGUGUAAGAAAACACAUGAAUAAGGAAUUUGUCUCCACUUUCUGUGCAUUGUUACGAUCAACCAUCGUAGAAUUCUAAAUAACAAGUCUUGCGUUGCGAGACGCCAUUGACUUAAAGCUAAAUCAUCAUUUUCUUAUGAAACUAAAUUGCGUGUUAUUUUCACGGUGCAUUGUUUUUUGUCGAACUAAGAGAGCCCAAUGAAGGUCUGUGAUUGAUUCACAGCUGUUCAUGAUCAAGAACAAACUGACAAAUUCACAAGGAAGUAAAAUGACAUACAUAGAACAUAAUUUCGCAAUUUCCCCAGAUUUCCUUCACUUUCCUAUAUUUUCCUAAAUUAAAAUUGUUUAUUCCACCGAAGGCAACUUUCUCUCUGGUUCGUCAUCUCGUGAGACCACUCGGCUAAUUAUUCACUAAUAUGAGUUUUAAAAUACGGAGCACCUGCCUUAAGACUCGCGAGAAAGUUCAAAAUCUCCCUUUUGAGUUAAUUUUGAAUUUCCACACGUAAAGAGGGUUUCCUUUUUGUUUGUUUGUUUUUUUUUUUAUACUCAAGUUUAUGAAUUAAAAUAAACGAAGUGAUCUAAAGAAAAAGUGGGAUUAUUUAUAGGAACUAACUGUAAAUGACAUGACUUUCAAAGCGGAAGACUUAAGCCCGCGUUGUACGUGCUUUGACAAUUGAUAUGAGGAAUGUUGGAUUUGAGAUCAAUUUGAGGACUCCCACACUCAAACAUUUAUGUCUGAUAUUUCUGUCCAGCUGUCCAGAAGAGAUGCGACCGAGAACCGCAUUAAUAUUCAUAGCAAAUCAUUUUGAAAUGGUUAAAAAAAGGAAGGGAUCAGGAAUAAGCUCUUUAGUUCAGCAGGGUUCAUUAGUCUCGGGCCAUUGAAUUCUCAAAACGUUGGACAGGAGAAGCAACCUUAUCGAUCUCCAAAGGUUUACCGUGUUUCGUAUUUUAUAAAAACGCUUGGAUCAGUGUGGUUGAAAUAUUAUCUUUUCCUUUUUUUAAUCUUCCUUUAGUACGAAGAGGCUACAAGUCUGUUUGCUGACAGCGGACUUCAGUGCAUUCUAUCGCAGGUACGUUCAACUGCCAUGAGACGUUCAACGCUUCUUAACUCACAACAAUUUGGAGGGAAACAAGUUGACUUUGUAAGGCGAAUAUAUAGGCAGAUUGAUUUCCUGUUUCCAAACUAAUUCCAACAACGUUACAGGCCAUCAAAAAUAGUUAUAUACAUGCGCCAACGGUGUCUUCAAUAAGAUAUCAUACAUUGUUAUCGUUUCCUUCUGAUAAUUUUUCUGAUAAUUUUCGUUAUUGUUAUUAUGCGAACAAAUGAAGGAACCGUGCAGAAAAUUGAAAAUAGUAAAAAAAAAAACUGUCUCUGAAAGUUAUCUUUAUUCAUCGGGAAGGAAAACGACAAAUAAGAAGAUGACAAAUUAGAAACGCUUUCGUCAUAAAGGCAAACCAACAACGAAGACCAGUAUUUAUAUAUUUUAAGGAUGAGAAUACUUAAUACAUCUAUGCAGAAAUGCUUAACCAUGACUUCAUUACUAAGAUCACGCAGAUCACGGCGCAUGAAAGGAACGGAGUUUUAGACGAGCUCUCAGAGAAUUCCAAAAAAGUACGCUAUUUAAGACUUGUGUAUGUACGUGGGUUAUUGAGCUCUUCCCUUAAUGGCUCGUCUUACUGCAUGGGCUUUUAGCACGUACUAUUUAUUAGAAGCACAUUUUUUCAUGGUAAACUCAAACGAUGGAAUUAAAAUAGAAGCAAAUAUUGACUGCGAUAUGGAUACUGGAGAACCCUGAAUGCCUGCGAUCAGUGGCCGAUCGAUUUAACAUUACAAAAUCGAUUUUAUUUCGUGUUUAUCGCAGAAUUUGUGGGGGAUUGCCAACAAUCUUUCCGGUCAAUAUGUGAGGUACCUACUAGUUUGAAAUCGAGCACCGCUGGGCAAAAUAAUUAAUUUCGGAUCCUUCGCCUAAAGGAACGCGUUGGAUCAGUGAUCCAAUGAUCCGUCUUUAGUUCACGCAGAUCAGUGAACCGACGAAUCCUUGUCCAGAGUGGAUUUGAUAGAUCACUGAUCUGAAAAUGGAUUUGCUCGAAAGGAACGCCACAGAUCAGAAAUCCUGAUCCGGAUUCUCCCAAAGGAACGCACCCUAAGAUUUUUUCACUGGGGUUAUUUAUGGAGAAAAUCAAAAUGUCCUGCUGCAUUCCUUUUCCUGUUUCCAGUAUUUCCGUUCCUGUUCACAGCCUCAGUUGCGUCCCGAAAUAUCAUCGACUCAACCAAAGUGAACUUUGUUAAAAAAAAAAAAAAAAUUUAAAUGUUUUUGUUUCCUUUGAAUUCACAAUCGAUUCCUCUCACCACAUCCCAGGUUGGUAUCGAAUAAGAUUUUAGGGGGGCCACGAGUGUUCCCUUUACUGAUUUUUUAUUCGGUAAUAACACUCUUAUCCUAUUAAACUUUAGCAACAGAAAAAAACAGGAACUAAAGAUGAAACCAGAUACCGAGUGGAUUGUUUUGACAGUCCUCUACGCCAUCACGAUGCUCGUAGCGUUUGCAGGGAAUGGCUUCCUCAUCUACAUCGUGUGGAAGAAACCUGAAGUCAGAUCACUGACAAGCUUUAUGUUCGUCAACAUGGCCAUCGCUGAUUUGCUUGUAACCCUGAUUGUGAUGCCCUGGUCGAUUUCCACAAUAUAUACACACGGUUUGUGGAUGAUCCCGGGAGUAUUUGGAAAAGUCAUGUGCAAAGGUGUUGUAUACACUGCCUAUGUCACUAUAACAGCAUCCGUCCUCUGCCUGACGUUCAUGGCGAUCGACAGGUACUAUGCCAUCGUUCAUCCCCUCCGCCGCCAUCUUUGGUUUCGAAAGCCUAAACUAACCGUUCCAUUUAUUUGGAUCGCGUCACUGGUCUCCAUGUCCAUUUUCCUUGUUAUUCAAACCGUGGAGGACUACAAUAAUUCUUCCUUUUGCACGCUAUCUGUUUACAUCUUGGGUGAUCCAGAUAGGGCUCUUCGAGGAAUUUACCUCCUCCUUUUCGUCGUCAACUAUUUCAUCCCCUUAGUCGUUAUUUCUUGCCUGUAUACCAUCACUGCAUGGAAUUUAUGGUUCCAUGUUGCACCUGGAGUAAAUACUUUGAGAGGAAAUCGAGCGCAACUCGAAACCUCUAAGAGGAGAGUGGUUCGGAUGCUCAUUAUUGUUACCUGUGCCUUUGCCCUUUGUUGGCUCCCACCACAAGUGGUCCACAUGAUGAUCGUCAUUCGCGCAUCAAAGUUUCAGCUACAGCCGAUUGUCAGCUUUGUGUGUUUCUGGUUUGGACACGCCAACAGUGCCGUUAACCCAUGGCUGUACAUUUUUCUGAGCACCAAGAUAAACACAGCAUUUACUAGGAUCGUCAGUAGAAAAAGCAGCCGGUUGUCUUCAAGUCUCACCAUCAAAACAUCAGAUGUCGUCUUACCACCUGAAGAUGAAGCAAUCCAGAAAGAAUCAACAAUAUAA